CCAAUCACACUCAGCUUUUCUUGCUUCCCGACCACCACCACCACCACCACUCUACACUUCCAACAAAUGGCCCGCACCAAGCAAACUGCCCGUAAAUCCACUGGUGGCAAGGCGCCUCGUAAACAACUUGCUUCCAAGUCCUCUGCUGCCCGCAAGAGCACUGCCGCCGCAGCUGGUGGUGUCAAGAAGCCCCAUCGUUUCCGGCCGGGUACCGUCGCUCUUCGUGAAAUCCGUCGCUACCAAAAGUCGACCGAGCUGCUCAUCCGAAAACUCCCCUUCCAACGUCUUGUCCGUGAAAUUGCUCAGGACUUCAAGACUGAUCUCCGUUUCCAAUCGUCCGCUGUAAUGGCUCUGCAAGAAGCAGCAGAGGCUUACCUCGUCUCACUCUUCGAAGACACCAACUUGGCCGCCAUUCACGCUAAGCGCGUCACCAUCCAGCCCAAAGAUUUGGCUCUUGCCCGGCGGUUGCGCGGCGAGCGUUCAUAG
Mycena indigotica is the source of this 486-nucleotide messenger RNA. RefSeq names its product histone H3. The coding region runs from base 67 to 486 and encodes 139 amino acids. The transcript is spliced from 4 exons. The record is from RefSeq and is a predicted model, not a curated record. Gene Ontology annotation, cellular component: nucleosome. Lineage: Eukaryota; Fungi; Basidiomycota; Agaricomycetes; Agaricales; Mycenaceae. Gene Ontology annotation, molecular function: DNA binding; protein heterodimerization activity; structural constituent of chromatin.